AUGUGGAAUGGCUUAUAUGUACACACACAUUCAACAGUCGAUUUUUGGGCUCUUAGCAUAUGUCUUUAUCAUUUGUCUGAUGAUGAUGAUAAUCAAUUAUCAGAAGAUGCAAUUAAUUAUGCAGUACCAUUUAUUACAGUACCUGAUGAUGAUUCAAAAGGUCUUGUUUUAGCUCGAAAUAAAGCAAUUAGUUUCGAUGAAGAAUCGAUUGAUAAUAUGUCGAUGUAA
Messenger RNA from Rotaria sordida, 228 nucleotides. Lineage: Eukaryota; Metazoa; Rotifera; Eurotatoria; Philodinida; Philodinidae. The record is from the annotation of a GenBank genome assembly.